Molecule: messenger RNA, 210 nt
Organism: Opisthorchis viverrini
Lineage: Eukaryota; Metazoa; Platyhelminthes; Trematoda; Opisthorchiida; Opisthorchiidae
Exons: 2
Coding region: 1-210 (69 amino acids)
Source: RefSeq, a predicted model, not a curated record
AUGAACGUCCCUGCCGCAGUUCACGUUCUUCGUCAAGCCAACUUUCCUGACGCAGCUUUGCGACUGGCGCAGCUGUCUGGGCGUUUCGCAGAUCGUAUCGGUAUACUCAUUGAAGAUAUGGAUAAUUGUGCCGCAGCAUUGGAAGAAAUUGCACAAUUUCCAUUUGAUGAGUCAACUGAUUCACCGUUCUCCAUCCUCUCCGCCUCGUAA